Messenger RNA from Tympanuchus pallidicinctus (lesser prairie-chicken), 5127 nucleotides. It is a transcript of the gene ANKRD60, whose product is annotated as ankyrin repeat domain 60. The coding region runs from base 1093 to 1842 and encodes 249 amino acids. The transcript has 4 exons. The record is from RefSeq and is a predicted model, not a curated record. Gene Ontology annotation, molecular function: protein binding. NCBI's taxonomy places the organism in Eukaryota, Metazoa, Chordata, Aves, Galliformes, Phasianidae.
GAAUUCAUCAUGAUGUGUAAUAAAAAAUCCAUUAGAUGUCCGUAGAUUUGAAGUAGCUUUCAGCACUUACUCCUCAAAGCAAGCAUGCCAGCAGUUCUUUGAAACUUAGAUUCUGUCAGAGCUGGAGCUCUAACAAGAUAUAUUUUAAGUGGAAAAGGCUUGUGGAUGUGUUGGAUGAGAGUGGCAUUCAGAUCUUUAUAUUAUAUCCUUCCAAACUUUAGUUAGGAGCAACAUUCUGGACUUCUUUUCAGAGUGAUGCCCUCAGACAUCCUGCAUAAAUGAACGAUGGUGAAGCUUUUAGACUUUGAGGGGGGGAAUGAGUAAUCAGCACCUGGCUGGUUGGAUUUGCUUCUCAUAUCAGGAGUCUUCUGUAUGUUCUGCUGCUGCAGUCAUCCUUUUGUUUGUUUCAGACGCUGGCUGUUCCAUCUCUUGCUCUGGAGCUUUUGCCAACUGUUGCAAAAGAAAAUAUGCUCUCUCCCCUUCUUUUUUUCUCUCCAAGAUUUAACAUGAUGUAAAAAUGAAGAGAAUGAGCAGCCCCUUGCACCUCCUAGUGAAGCGUUUCCUCACUUUGCAUAAAGACAGGAGAAGCCUGUGUAGCAAAAGUGGAAACACAAUGGAACAGCCAUGUGCUCUUUUUAACACGCAUCAAGUUAAUGUGUAUAUUGUGACCUGAACUUGUCCAAAGAAAACAGGAGUGUGAAACGUGGGUGCCUCAGAUGUGUACUUUAGUAAUUAGUUUUUUUACUGCUUGUCUUCCAAGUAAGUUUGUCAUCCUAGUGAAAAUCAAGAGGAAAAAGUCCUUCUGCUACCAUCUUGGUGUGUUACUUUCUGUGAAGUUCUCUUGCUUUGUUGGUACAGGCUAUUACAUCACACAAGCAGGGUGCACUUUUGUGAUGUCAGUUUAUGCUGCAUGGAUACUGUAACGUGCUAAUGCCACACAGGGCUGUCCAUCCUUAGUGACAUCUAUCCUGAUGACAGGGGGAGCGCCGAGGGAAGGGAGGAAUUACGACUGGUAUUGGGCCCCUGUCCUUAUAAUGGUACCAACCUUUGUUGAGAGGAAAGCCUCAAGCCUUCCCAGUCAGUAACAACUGCAUGCCCAGGUCUUCCUUGCCUCUGCAGACCUUUAGCUUCCAGCUCAGGCUAGCUGAAACUAAUGAGAUAUUUUCACUACCUCAGUGCCAGAAUGACUUGACGCUGAAGCAGCUCAAGUCUGAUUUGGAAUUAUUGACUGGGAUCCCCUUUCAUUUCCAGCGGCUUCACUACUUGGAUGAAAUAGAUCUGCCAGACGAUUCUACGCUUAUGGACAAUGAUUUUGUCCCUGGUGGAACAAUUACAAUGCGCAUCUGGAGGCAAGAUGGCUGGGGGCAUCUCGUGGCAGCUGCUGCCAAAGGAGACACGAUGAAGCUGGCCCAGCUGGGAGUUACAGAAGAGUACGCUGGCACCUCUCCAUAUGCAAAGAUUCUGGGACCGGAGCAGAAAAAGGAGUGGGUAGCACACCGUGCUUUUGUGGCUCUGUUUGUUGCCAGCCACAGAGGUCAUGUUAACACAGUGAAGUUUCUCCUGAGUCAUGGUGCAGAUGUGCACUCUAAAACUCCACUGGGAAGGACUGCGCUGCACGUAGCUGCUAUCAUGGGCCACUGUGAGUGCAUUGAGCUGCUGGUGAGCUGUGGGGCACGAGCCCUCGACCCAGAUUGUGAGGGGCAAACCGCAGUGAGGUUGGCCCAGCUCUGGGGCCAGAAGCAGAGCGAGCAUGCCCUGAUGCACGUCCCACGGCCGCCGGCUGGAGCCAGGCCUUGGUGCAGGGAUGGAGCUGUGCUGCAGGCUCAUGGCCAGCCGGCCUGAUAUACACAGGCUGACCUGGUUCUGGCAGAUCUGAGGACAGUCAGUAACUUUCCCAAUGACACGCACUUUAAAUAGAGGUCACUGAGUACCUUUUGUAGGGUUUUGUUAUGAAAUAAUGUCAUAUUCUGAUGAUGCUGCAGCUAAGGUGACAGCUAGCUCAACCACAUAACCCUUGAGCGUGUGCUUUAUUUGUAAUUUAAGCUUUUUGGUAGUGCUGCUUUAAUUUCUUUGAGUUUAAAGUUGCCUUUUUUUUCUUUUCUUUUUUUAAUCCGUGGAUGUUGAGAUCGGGAGGUGGCAGUGGGGCAGCAGGGGGCGUCCCAGCACUGCACUCAACUGCAGGCAGCAGUGCUGCAUCCUCCCCUGACGGUGGUGCUCCGACUGUCUCCAGAAUAAGGGGAUAAAUAUCCCUGACUUCUUCCUGGGAGCUAAAGCAAGGUUCAAAACCUUAGCCUAUGGAAGCCAGUUACUGUGGGAGAGCAUAUAGCAAACUGUAUAUGUGCUGGCAUUGGUCUGAACAAACACAGAAUUCCUGCUGUAACGAUACCUUUUAGUACUCUUUAAAAAAGGCUCACUCUCUGGUUUCCUGUUGGUUAUUAGUUCUACCUGAUUCAAACAUACAGAUGUUGGGUAAAUGCAAUGACAAGAUCACGUUCUAUCAAAGUGAUCAAUGGAUAAGAUAUAAAACGGUGUUUGAUGUCGUGCUGAGCAGUUGGAUAUUGUAAGCAGGAUUAUGCAGAGAAAUCUUUAGAAAUCCGUUAUUCUUUCUUUGUGUUGUCUGUCUAGACUGUCUGAUCUGUGCUUAGGCUUCUAGAAAGGAGGAGAGGAUUUGUAGUUGCUUUUAGCCAUUAUGCAGCAUAACUUGGGAGAACAUAAGAAUGUCAUACACAGAGAGCUGAGUGUCUUCAGGAUGAGAAUUCCAGAAAUGGUAGAAAAUUAUGUAGUAUACAGUCAUGGAGGGCAGAUAGCAAGUAUUGCUUGCUGGUAGCUGGAAACUCACCCUCAGAAAAGAAAAAAGAAAAAAAAAAAAAGAAAGAAAUCCUAAAUGUGUUGUGGCUGGGAAAUGAGUGUACACUGAUCCAAAAUUUGAUGGGGCAAAUCAGAAGAGAAUUAACAUCUGGACAAGGCCAGCACUGGAACAGUGUGUGCUCGUGUUUUUCUUAGAUGAGAAAGGAGAACCCAAGCUAAAGAGAGAUUAACCAGAGGAAAGGAAGGAGUUUGUCCUCAGGAGAGGAGCAGGAACACGAGGCAUUCUGUGUUGUGGUUGUUACUUCCUCUUCUCUGUGCUACAGUACAGAAAGAGGAUCAGUCUUCAGAAGAAUUUAGUGAGGACUUAUUAAUGAGCUUUGGGAUUCUCAGAUAAAGGAAGAGGCUGACUGUUAUGAAGAAGAAAAGGUAUUAAAAUGCUUUGGGUUUAAUUUGGCCCAGGGCAGGACAAAUGUCUCAACUGUCUCUUAGUAUUAGGAAAUCCAAAGCAACUCUUUUGGAAGGACUGUUGGUGGCCCUGCAUGUGGCAGGAGGGUUGGAGAUUCAUGAUCCUUGGGGUCCCUUCCAACCCUGGCCAUUCUGUGAUUCUGUGACUGUGACUCCCAUGGAUGUAAAAACCAAAGUUAAAUAAAGAUGACAAGCACAGCAAUAAUUCAACACACUUUCUUAGUGUUACAGAUCACCCCUUCCAUUGCCUGGGCAGAGACCAGUACUGUUGCUCAUAGCCAUCACAAUGACUGCUGCUCCCUCAGAGCCUUGAGAAAGCCAGAGCUCAGCAAGCCUGACACUGGCUGCUGCUACUUAGAGGUAGUUGCUGUAACCAGUGACAGCCUUGGAUAUCUAUAGACUGUCACCUUUGAUGAUAACUCCGAAUAAUGAUAUGUUCCCCAAACAUUUCCCCUUCCUCUAGAAACAUUUCUAACUUUAACUGAGUUAUACCUGUUCCAUAUUUGUCUGUAGUGCAGAAUGUCGUGGCAAUCAUGACAUUCAUUUUUCAAAGUGAAUCAAAUGAAUAGAAAUUGUUAAAUGCUGGAGUACAAUACAGCUCAUAAAACCCAACAUCAGGAAAGUUGCACUGAUUGGACUCUUAGAUGCUGUUUUCCUUUUGCUUGGGAAACAGAAUUGUAGUCAGCUUGCAAUCUCCUCAACAUUGUUCAUGGAGGAAGCAGACAAAAAAUACCAAUGGCUGCAAUUUAGUUAAUUUUAUGCUAAACACAAUCAGCAUUCAAACUGGGAGUUACCAAGUGGAAAUGUAUUGAUAGAGAAGCCAAAAUAUUCUCUGUGAGUAGAUGGUGAAAUAUUAAAAUCUCAAAUAGACUCCUGAAAAGCCCGUAACUGUGGGGCGGAGAAGAUGCAAAGGUGAAGUUUGGCCCUGCUGGAGUCAACAGGAGGUCAGUGAGGUCACGAAUUAAUCCUCGACAUGGGAGGUCAUGACUCUGUGUGGUAGGAACCAGUGCAGCACUGGUAUAACAUAAGGCCUUGUAACAACAAAGACAACGAUUAAAAAAAAAAAAAGAGAUAAAAAAAAGGUUGCUGAGGAUCUGUCUGAGUCAGGACUUAUGUAGGAAUGCUUUCUCUGCCAUCAGCUUUCAAAUUUGCAGCAUGCCUUGCAUUGCAACCACCAACUGUGUUCAAAGACAACCAGAAUUUGGUUGUGAACUUUCUGAGGAUCGUGUUGACCAUUAAUGUUUAGAAAGGAUAGCGGUUCACAGAAGGAAGCCAAAACCUAUAUACUUUCUAGCAUGCUUCCAACAUCUAUUAUGCUUCCAGCAUCCCGUUUAGGUUGGUUUGAUGCCUGACCUACACUGCAAUUGAGGUUAGUGCUUUGCUUUUCCUUGCAGUUCUCCAUAUGGUAUUCUGUUUGCAAGAUUUGCUUGACAUAACUGUCUGGUAUGGUUUGUUGGUGUUUUGCUAGGAUUCCUGUGUGUUCAGAAGCUAAUAAAGGAACUGUCAACUCAAAGGCCUGUCUUAAAAUGUGGCCCUACUGGCUUGGGAUAAGAAACGCAGAGAUUCCUCUUCCAAGCCUCUUCUGUGGAAUUCGUGAUGCUAUUUCAAUUCCUUUGGUUUCCAGUAACAAAAAAAAACAAUUGGGGUCAAGCAGAAGUCAAGGUAUAAAAAUUAAUCACUGUGAGCUUCCUUACUUGUAAGCUGGGCCAUAUGUUAAAGGAAUGAGCAGUUCUUAUAUCUCUUGAUGAGUGUUUGUAUGCAUCGUUCAAAUGUACAUGUGUUUGAAUUCCAGCCUGUACUGAUUGAAUUGGUCUAUGAUAAUAAACAGGAUAAAUAAAUCAGAUGAAAGUAAAA